AAUAGCAUAACCAGAAUGAAGCUAGGCUCUACGAUCACGCAUCCCUUGUUACGUCACGUCAAAAAGACGGGCGGAAUUCCCGCCCUUGUGCGACAAACAGAGAAAAUUUUGUUUAUGUGUGUUAUUAUAUGUAAACAAACAAAAAAACAGGCAAACGAGAUGUCGAACCACGGAGGCAAACGUAAAAAACAAAUUUGGGAUUACUUUAUAAAAACCGGCCAGAACGCCAAGUGUUCCUUAUGCGAACACGUAUUAAAAAUAAGUCAGCGAUCGACAACCGGCUUGAAAUAUCAUUUAAAAUCGAAACAUUUCGUAGAUCUUGCAAAUUCCCAAGCAGCCGAACAAGAGCCUGGGCCGUCGACUCCGCAGGACGCCUCUUUGAAGACGGACAAUCAACUAUACGACGACGACGAACCCAGAAAUAAAGUUCCCAAAAAGUAUACUCUUGAUAACUGCUUAACAAACGAACACUCCAGAGAAGUCAUGAUCUCGAGAAUGGUGGCUAAAGACGGCCUAACUUUCAACUGUCUAAGUGCGUCCGAGGACUUAAAAUAUUUAUUCACGAAAAACGGCCUAAGUCUUCCGACGUGCCCUGACGCAAUUAAAACUAUUGUCGAGAAUUUUUCGAUGACCGUCAAAGCGGAAAUGAUAAAAACGCUCCAAAAUCUCAAAAUACGCGGAGAGAAAUUUUCAUUGGGAUUCGAUGAAUGGACAACAAUUACUUGCAAGCGAUAUUUAAAUGUUAAUGUCCAUCAUUUAGGGGGAACGCAUAUCAAUCUAGGACUGAUUCGGAUCCACGGCUCUUGCAACGUUGAGCAAUGUGUCGAGCUAGUCAAGACGAGACUAGAAGCGUUUAUUCUUCAUCUUGACACUGACAUUGUCGGUAUCACAACCGACGACGCGAGCGUCAUGAAGAAAGUUGGAAGACUGUUGAGUUGCUACCAACAACUGUGUUUCGCUCACGGCAUCCAACUGGCCGUAGUCAACACCUUGUAUAGAGAGGAAGUCCCGCAUACUCAACAUAAAGAUAAAUUACUAGCCGCUUGUUAUUCAGACGAUGACGAUUCCAGCGAGGAACCAGACUCAUCCUAUACCCAUUUCGAACAGCCUCCAGCUGAACUGAUACCCAAUUACAGGGGCCUCAUCGAUAAAGUGAGAAAGGUUGUGAGGCUUUUCCGUAAAUCCGCAACGAAGGAGGCCUGUCUGCAGAAGUACGCACGAGAAGACCUCGGCAAGGAAUACGGUCUGAUCCUCGACUGCAGAACAAAAUGGAGUACCCUGUACGACAUGCUGGAACGCUUCAAAGUUCUCAAAGGCUGCACGACUAAAGCUUUGAUUGAUGUUGAAUCAGAAAUCACAUUCACCGAAGACGAGUGGGCUGAUAUUAAAGAUUUACUGCUCAGUUUGCAGCCGCUGAAAUUGGGCGUGGAAGUCCUGUGCAGAAGGGACUCUACCCUCCUAACGGCUGACACGACACUCAGAUUCAUAUUGGAGAAGUUGGACAAGCAACAGAGCAGAGUGAGCGGAGAUCUCGCCACCGCCCUGCGGAUGAGGAUAAAGGAACGGCGGACCGACUUAUCCGGUAUCGUUCUCUAUCUCCACAAUCCAAAGAAGUACGAGAAAUCAGUAAAAAGUCCCGAGGACACGUUUUUAUUGCCGAAAAAGAAUCGUAUCCGGCUUGAGCUAAUAAAGAUAUGCGAGAGGCUGCUGACAGUCAAGGAAGAUACAGGCAGGGCUGAGGGUGAGCAUUUCGAUGACGAAGAAGACAAUUCAUCAGACGAAGACAUAACGCUUCGAGACGAACUGGAAACCGAAUUGAGGAAACAGAAAAACGAAACUUGCACUGUGAUUGCGCCGAUAAAAAGUCAAAAUUUCGAGAAGACAAUCAAGGCUGAAAUGGUUGAAUAUGAAAACAAGGGUAUCAAGGGUAAACAUCUGACCAUGGUGCACAAAUAUCUGAACACCAUAAGCCCUACAAGCGUCGAGGCGGAGCGCGCCUUCUCCGUCACCGGAUACGUAUGUAGUCCCAUAAGGAACAAGAUGACGGAUAGGACUUUGGACACUAUCUGUUUUCUGCGCUCAUACUUCCAGAACAACAAGUAACUUGGAUGUGUCUCCGCAUACUCAUCAUUAUCAAAGACUUAAUAUCUGGACUUUUGUAAUGUUAUAUUAAUUUACAUGUGCAACUCUAAACUAUUUGACGAUAUAUUGUGUUCAAUCGAGUACUUAUAUAUUAUAAUAACUAAAUAAUCUUUAGUGAUAAAUCCAUUUUAACUUAUAUACAUUGAUCUCUUUAAUGUCUAGUCAGUUCUAAUUCUUUUCAUUGUUUAUAAGUAGUAAGUAGAGACUUAAUAAUAAAUAUACAAUUUCUUCUGUAGAAGCAUAGUAAUAAAUGUAGAGUAUCUUCUAUAAAAUACGUAUACGUGAGAAAAUGAUUGAAUGGGCUACAGAAAGAAGCAUGUUGCAUUAGAAAGACGCACAAAUAUGACUGAUAUUGUAAUCUGCAAUUGACAUCUGAAGUCGAGAUGAACUCAUUACUUUGCUAUGGUUAAGAAAAAUUGAGCUCAAAUGUAUCGGAGAGGUAGUAUUAGGAGUAGAGGUUGUCAGGUGUGAAUUAAGUUUAGUGCUGACAGAAAGCCAUGGAUGUAGAACGGAAGCCUAUACUGACAGGUUCACUAAAUUAUAGGACAUUCUUUAAAUUUAUAGUUUGUAUAAAUUAAAAUUGUAAAUUCGGAAAUUAAGGUAAUUUUAUUUUACUUUUAAAUAAGAACGUGAUAUUAUGUUAUUUGUCGGCAGAUUUCUCUUGACGCUUAAGUGAUAGUUAAUUAAGUUAGUUUUUAAUGUAUUCAAUACUUAUCUCUAUGACUUUUAUGUACCAAAGAUUAUUUAAAUUUCAUGUGAUUAAAUAAAGACAUUCCACGAGAAGAUAA
Bombyx mori (domestic silkworm) is the source of this 2930-nucleotide messenger RNA. RefSeq lists its product as uncharacterized. Gene Ontology annotation, cellular component: nucleus. The coding region runs from base 16 to 2103 and encodes 695 amino acids. The transcript is spliced from 2 exons. Gene Ontology annotation, biological process: regulation of transcription by RNA polymerase II. The record is from RefSeq and is a predicted model, not a curated record. Lineage: Eukaryota; Metazoa; Arthropoda; Insecta; Lepidoptera; Bombycidae. Gene Ontology annotation, molecular function: DNA binding.